CGGCAUCUUUCAUUACCGCAUUUCCAUCCAUACAAUUCAUAUUCUGUCCCAGAAUGAAUCACAUCUAUCAAUAUGGCGUCUUCAGCGCCCUCAUGCAGGGCUUCUCCUCCGACGGAGCGACCGUCUCCAACGUCCUCUCUAGAUGCAACCACGGCUUAGGCACCGUCUGCGGCCUGAAUGGCGAGAUCGUCAUCGUCGACGGCGAGGCCUACCACUUCACCCCAGACAAUCAGAUACACCGGCUCACACCCACAGAUCAUCUGCCAAUGAUCGUCGCCACGGACUUUCAGCCCACGUUGACCAAGUCUCUGGAGACCUUGCGCAUGGACACCCUCCAGAAAGCCCUGCAUCCAUUCUUCCCCACCAAUCAGAACAACUUCAUCGCUGUCCGCGUGGACGCCACCUUCAAAAAGAUCGUGUACCGCAUCGGGGGCCCGCAAAUCUGCCCGCGGGAGCCGCUGCUUGAACUGGCUAAGCGCCAGGUCGUCAAGACGUACGAUAACGUCGCUGGCACGCUAUUCGGGUUCUAUUCCCCGCCGUACACGAACGGGAUCUGCGUCGCCGGCUUCCAUCUACAUUUCCUAUCUACAGACCGCCAGGCUGGUGGACAUGUUCUGGAGUUUGAGGCUGAGGACGUCGAGUUGAAGGCCGCGGUUAACACGCAUGUGCAUCUGGAGUUGCCUGCGUCGGAGGAGUUCAACCAGGAGUUGAUGCAACCGGACUUAGCAAAGGACUUGCAUCUAGCUGAAUAAAUAGGUGUCUUGGCGAUACAUGAUAGCUUAGAGGUUCAAUUAUUCGCAUAGAGAUGGGGCUCCACUAGCUGAGCUUGGCGGGGAUUUGAUAUCCUUGUGGUUCCGCCCUUGUGGCUUACAGUGAAA
Molecule: messenger RNA, 878 nt
Organism: Aspergillus japonicus CBS 114.51
Lineage: Eukaryota; Fungi; Ascomycota; Eurotiomycetes; Eurotiales; Aspergillaceae
Product: acetolactate decarboxylase
Exons: 1
Coding region: 54-752 (232 amino acids)
Biological process (GO): acetoin biosynthetic process
Molecular function (GO): acetolactate decarboxylase activity
Source: RefSeq, a predicted model, not a curated record